Vespula vulgaris is the source of this 1394-nucleotide messenger RNA. RefSeq lists its product as uncharacterized. The coding region runs from base 912 to 1214 and encodes 100 amino acids. The record is from RefSeq and is a predicted model, not a curated record. NCBI's taxonomy places the organism in Eukaryota, Metazoa, Arthropoda, Insecta, Hymenoptera, Vespidae. The transcript has 3 exons.
AAAAUUUAAUGAAUUUAUGUCCUAAUGAUAUCGACGUCGUGUGUCACAACGGACCCGAAAGUUCAACAAUUACCGGAUCAGUUGAAUCAUUGAAAGCAUUUGUUGAAAAGCUACAGGUUACUUUUACGCCAGGCAAACGAAAUUUUUGCAAAAGUGGUAUCGGAGAAAAAAAUACCGUAUCAAAGCCGCUAUAUCGCUCCAGUUAAAAGCAUUCUUUUGACAAAUUUAAAAACAGUUAUACCAGUAGCAAAACAUCGAAGUUAUAAGUGGUUGAAUACAUCGGUGCCACGGAAUGAAUGGUCGACUUCAAAUACACAAUACCCAUCUCCCGAGUAUCUUACUAAUAAUUUGUUGAAACCUGUACUUUUUGCGGAAACGUGCAAAUUAAUUCCUGACAAUGCCAUCACCAUUGAAAUUACGCCGCACAACCAAGUACAAGAAAUUAUAUCAUUCCAGAAAACGGUUAUGAAUGUUACAUUAACGAAGUGAAAUCUCAUAAAUAACGUAAAAGUUUUCUUAGGAGGAUUAGGAAAACUAGAUCAUGUCGAUUUACAACUUGAUCUUGCUAAACUAUACUCACCUAUAGAAUAUCCUGUAAGACGAGGCCUCCAAUGAUAUCCCACCUUAUUCGAUAAGAGUUACGUGGAUUUAAAUCACGGCAAGGGUUAAUAAUUUUUUAAUUUGUUAUAAUUAAUUCAAAACUCAUUAUUUUUAUCAUGUUUAGGUAGGAAAAUUCUAACGAUUGGUUCACAAUGAAUUUCAAUAGCCAUAAGAGGCUUAUUUCCGUAGAAUGAAUUGUUCCAAUAGCGUAUACCACUAAAGAAUUCAAAUACAUAAAGGGUCAUAUAAUAGAUGGUAGAUAUUUGUUUCCUGGAACAGGAUAUAUAUGCUUGGUGUGGGAAACGUUGGGAAUGACAAUAGGAAAUUUCUAUACAGAAAUGCCCGUUGUCAUGGAAAAUAUAAAGUUUAAUCGAGCAACCGCUAUACCCAAAGAAGGCAAAGUUGAAAUGGUUGUCAUGAUUCAGAAAGGCAGUGGUAAAUUCGAAGUUAUCGAAGGAAGUGCUGUUAUUGUUACUGGAAGAAUUCGUCUUAUCGAAACUAAUUUAUCGAAGGAGAAAAUACCAGCUGAUGUAAUCAAGAGAAAUGUUGAUAAUGAAGAAAAAGAAUUAAAUGAAAAAGAUCUCUAUAAAGAGUUGAAGUUACGUGGUUGUUAAUACAGCGGUCUCUUCCGAAGUAUACGCAGUGCAUCUAUUUCGGGAAGAAAAGGACAUUUCAAAUGGAAAAAGAAUUGGGUAGCGUUUAUGGAUAACAUGUUACAGAUGAAAAUCGUUAAUGUAAAUACUAGAGAUUUAUUGGUGCCUAUUGGAAUUCAAAAAUUGGUAAUAGAUGCUAAA